GAGUAUAAAAGAGGCGUCGUCUCCUCUGCAGCAUCACUUGCUCCUGCUCUCUCUGCUCCUCCUGUGCACUGUCUGCAGAGCCCAGAACUCCUCCAAGCAGGAUGAAAACCGACCUGGAGCUGGCCCUGGAGUGUGCUGUGAACGUCUACCACCAGUAUGCUGUGCUGAACCGGCCCAUCGACGACUACCUGAGCAAGACCGAGUUCUCCAAGCUGCUGAAGGAGACGGCCAAGCCCUUCCUGAACGACACCAAGCCACCCAACACGAGCACCGACGACUACAUCAACCAGCUCUUCACCAAAGCCGACGGGAACCACGACGGGCGCCUCAAGUUCACCGAGUUCAUGACCACGCUCAGCCUGGUGGCCAUCAAUGCCCAUGACAGGUCCCACAAGGGCCCUGGUGGGGACCAUGACCACGGGCACGACCACGGGCACGACCACGGGCACGACCACGGCCGCCGUCCCCGGAACUGAAGCGUCUCCCGGGGUGUCUGUGCCCACGGGGCUCUGCUUUCCCAGCACCAGCAUCCCUUCCCUGGAACCAAAGCCUUGUCAGCUGCUUCUGCCUGUGGCAUUGAAAUAAAAUCCUUUACUUC
Molecule: messenger RNA, 598 nt
Organism: Pseudopipra pipra
Lineage: Eukaryota; Metazoa; Chordata; Aves; Passeriformes; Pipridae
Product: protein S100-A9-like
Exons: 3
Coding region: 102-476 (124 amino acids)
Molecular function (GO): calcium ion binding
Source: RefSeq, a predicted model, not a curated record